This is a messenger RNA of Rhipicephalus microplus (southern cattle tick), 1197 nucleotides long. RefSeq lists its product as uncharacterized. The record is from RefSeq and is a predicted model, not a curated record. Lineage: Eukaryota; Metazoa; Arthropoda; Arachnida; Ixodida; Ixodidae.
AUGGAAAAAGAAGUCCACAAUUGUAGCAUCUGUCAAGCAGCAGAUAAAUUGGCAAAGACGUCGCCUGCCCCGCUGCAACCUGUCGAGCUACCAGAGAGACCAUGGCAGAAACUUGCAAUGAAUAUCGUUGGUUCCCUGGAGAGGGCGCCUCCCGAUUGCAGAUUUGUGCUGACACUAGUAAAUUACUUCUCAAAAUGGCCAGAAGUACAGUUUUCAAGGGAAAUUUCUACGAGAACCGUGACCGAGUUCCUGCUCAACGUAUUUGCACGGGAAGGCUAUCCUGAAGCGAAAGUCUGUGAUAAUGCGCCCAAAUUCACGUCAAAGGAAUUUUUCAACUUCCUACAAGAGCGAGUGAUUCGCCUGUCGCACUCAUCUGUUUAUUACCCGCAAGCAAACGUACAGAUCGAGCGGUUCAACCGUACGUUCAAGACUUACCUACAACUGGCCUCUCUAGAACAACGUCCACUGCGAACUGCUGUACGGGAUUACCUCGCCGCAUACAGGUGUACACCACACGCCACAACAGGAGUGGCCCCUGCGGUACUUUUACAUAGAAGGCUGCCAAGAACGAAGCUUGACAUCUUCGGCUUAUCGCCCGAGUCCUUCGCAAAGGCACCCUACCAGGAGAUGGCCAGGCUGCGGCAACGUGUCAAGCGCAGGCAAGAGUACAGCAAAGCCUACACUGACAGGAGGCGAGCGGCAAAACCGUCAACAGUGGCAGUAGAAGACAUGGUGCGUGCGAAGAAACCAUCGGUUUCAUUCAAAGGUGACAUCUCUUUCUCAAAGCCAAGGAAAGUCAUCGAGCAAUGCGGCCCAGCAUCCUUCAUUCUUGACGACGGCAAAACAUGGAACGUGGCAAAGCUGUGCAAGGUGCCUGCUCAAUGCCCUGGCGACAAUGGCCUUCAGCAACAUUCUGCAGGGCGUGAAUAUUCGUUCCAUCAUGAUUCCGGUGACGCGACGCUUCUCGCUGCAACAUGGCAGCCAGCGUCCGCCGAGGCAAGUGCUCCCGCAGCGAAUCAUGUGCCUAGUGCAGACUACGAUUCCCACUCGCCAACGAGACCAGCUACCGGACAGAUUCCUGCUUCAAAAACUGUUUCACGCCCGCCCGUGAACACUACAGAAAAACCUGUGGUGUCGUGCCCACCUUGGUCGUCGCAUUCAGCCGCACCGAGAAAGACGGCGACCGGACAGAUAUAG